GUACGGGACACAGCGAUGGGCAAAUGGAGAGCGGAAUACGAAGAAGAGGAAGGAGAAGAGGAAACAUAUACUAAUAAGAAGUCGGCGACGAAUCAGCUGAAAAUGGCCAGUUUCUGCGUUCCCGGCGCCGGCUCCUCACUUCGCCCUUCGCUCUCCUCCUCCGCUCCACGCAUUCCCCUAUCUAGGCCCCGCAAUCGAAUCCAAUGCGCCUCAAUUGAGGAGAGGAGUAGUGGCUUGGAAGAAUCGGCGGCGGCGGCAGCGGCGUCUUCUUCUAAAGGAAUGAGAAGUUUCGCUUGCGGAUUGCUCGCUGCGUGGGCAAUCACUGCUGCCUCCCCUGCUGCUGCAGCAAGCCAGAGAUUGCCUCCGCUUUCGACAGAGCCAAACCGGUGUGAGCGUGCGUUUGUCGGGAACACAAUUGGUCAAGCAAACGGAGUAUAUGACAAGCCAAUUGAUCUCCGGUUCUGCGAUUACACGAAUGAAAAAUCAAAUCUGAAGGGCAAGUCUCUUGCUGCUGCGCUAAUGUCGGAUGCAAAGUUCGACGGUACUGAUAUGUCGGAAGUUGUGAUGUCCAAAGCCUAUGCUGUCGGAGCGAGCUUCAAAGGUGUCGAUUUUACGAAUGCAGUUCUAGACCGGGUAAAUUUUGGAAAAGCCGAUCUUCAGGGAGCGAUUUUUAAGAACACCGUGUUGUCAGGAUCUACCUUUAAUGAUGCAAAUUUGAAAGAUGCUGUGUUCGAAGAUACCAUUAUAGGCUACAUUGACCUCCAGAAGCUUUGUACUAAUACCACGAUUAGCGCAGAAGGAAGAGCAGAGUUAGGUUGCCGGUAAUAUAUCUAUCGUUAGUUUAUGUUGCGAUAAAGAGGUUGCAAAGUUGUAAGUUCGGAUUAAGAAUUCAUUUUAAAAUGCAAGUCUACGAACAUCUUUUGCCUACAAAAUGUGUUAAAAUUGUCAUGCAGAUGUUUUUUUUCUUUUUACUAAUGUGAGUUGAGAAUUCAUUUGUGAAUACAA
Molecule: messenger RNA, 1005 nt
Organism: Ananas comosus (pineapple)
Lineage: Eukaryota; Viridiplantae; Streptophyta; Magnoliopsida; Poales; Bromeliaceae
Product: thylakoid lumenal 17.4 kDa protein, chloroplastic-like
Exons: 4
Coding region: 16-825 (269 amino acids)
Source: RefSeq, a predicted model, not a curated record